CUUCAGAAGAAGAAACGCCUGGGCCCUGGGCACCCUCGGGGGCAGACCCAGGCAGAAAGGGCCUGAGGCCAGCCGGCUAGGGCAGCGGCGUGGCAGCUGGAGCUGCCAGGACCUGCGUAAGAGAGCUGCGAGUGUUCCGCAGCUGUGAGCGACUCCCCAGCGGCGAUGCCUCACAACUCGAUCAGAUCCGGCCACGGAGGGCUGAAUCAGUUAGGAGGGGCUUUUGUGAAUGGCAGGCCUCUGCCAGAAGUUGUCCGGCAACGCAUUGUGGACUUGGCCCACCAGGGAGUGAGACCCUGUGAUAUCUCUCGCCAGCUUCGUGUCAGCCAUGGCUGUGUAAGCAAGAUCCUUGGCAGGUACUACGAGACUGGCAGCAUCCGGCCUGGAGUGAUAGGGGGCUCCAAGCCCAAGGUGGCCACCCCCAAGGUGGUGGAGAAGAUAGGGGACUACAAGCGGCAGAACCCUACCAUGUUUGCUUGGGAGAUCCGGGACCGGCUCUUGGCAGAAGGCGUUUGUGACAAUGACACUGUGCCCAGUGUCAGCUCCAUCAACAGAAUCAUCCGGACCAAAGUGCAGCAGCCAUUCAACCUCCCCAUGGACAGCUGCGUGGCCACCAAAUCUCUGAGCCCAGGACACACACUGAUCCCCAGCUCAGCUGUCACACCCCCAGAGUCACCCCAGUCGGAUUCCUUGGGCUCUACCUACUCUAUCAACGGGCUCCUAGGAAUUGCUCAGCCUGGCAGUGACAACAAGAGAAAGAUGGAUGAUAGUGACCAGGACAGUUGUCGACUGAGCAUCGAUUCCCAGAGCAGCAGUAGUGGUCCUCGAAAGCAUCUUCGUACGGACACCUUCGGGCAGCACCACCUCGAGCCGCUCGAGUGCCCGUUUGAGCGGCAGCAUUACCCGGAGGCCUAUGCCUCCCCCAGCCACACCAAAGGCGAGCAGGGGCUAUACCCACUGCCCUUACUCAACAGUACCCUGGAUGACGGAAAGGCCACCCUGACACCUUCCAAUACACCUCUGGGACGCAACCUCUCAACUCACCAGACCUACCCUGUGGUGGCAGAUCCUCAUUCACCCUACGCCAUAAAGCAGGAAACCCCAGAGCUCUCCAGUUCUAGCUCCACCCCUUCCUCUUUAUCUAGCUCCGCCUUUUUGGAUCUGCAGCAAGUCGGCUCUGGGGGCCCAGCAGGUGCCUCGGUCCCACCCUUCAAUGCCUUUUCCCAUGCUGCCUCCGUGUACGGGCAGUUCACGGGCCAGGCCCUCCUCUCAGGGCGAGAGAUGGUGGGGCCCACGCUGCCUGGAUACCCACCCCACAUCCCCACCAGUGGACAGGGCAGCUAUGCCUCUUCCGCUAUUGCAGGCAUGGUGGCAGGAAGUGAAUAUUCUGGCAAUGCCUACAGCCACACCCCGUACUCCUCCUACAGUGAGGCCUGGCGCUUCCCCAACUCCAGCCUGCUGAGUUCCCCAUAUUAUUACAGCUCUACAACAAGGCCAAGCGCACCGCCCACCUCUGCCACGGCCUUUGACCAUCUGUAGUUGUCAUGGGGACAGUGGGAACAACCAGGCAACAGGAGGACUUGGCCUGAGACGGGCCCCAGAGAGUCACACAAAGGAAUCUUUAUUUAUUACAUGAAAAAUAACCACAAUUCCAGCAUUGCCGCUCACUCCCUGUGUGGUCAAUUAAAUGAACCAUGAAAGUCAGGAUGACCUUGGGGAAGGCCAAACUGUCCUCCAAGAGUCAUUGUGAGUGACAGGAGUUCCAGGAACCAAGAACCAUCCAUUUCAAAAGAGUCACGGAGGAGAAAUGGACCAAGGCUGGUACCCAUCAAGGGAAAGAAACAGGAUUUGCAAAGAACUUAGAGGGUGUACAUGGCCACCUGUGUGGUCUUCAUCACUACAACUCCAGCAAUUAUGGACAGUAAGCAAAUCCUUCUGGCCUAGAGUCAUGGCCUAGGGCCAAGGCUCUACUUAUCAGUUAUCCUAGGAGUUACCACCUCUACCACCUGAUGGGCACUUCUCUGGGGAUUCAGCUGACCUUCCACUUCCAGUUGUUAUGAGCCUACAAACACCCCCUAGCCUCUCAACUAGUGGGCUACCCUUUGGCAGCAAUGAACCUGUCCCCUGGAAAAUUCAGUGAGCACAGGAAGACACAACAGAUGGGACUGGCCAUGUCCUCUUCUCAGCAGCCCUGCCACCUCAAGUGUGCUUUCUGCAGCUCCAGCCCUCACGAGUCACUGAAGAGACCCCGAGGCCAGCAACAAGAUUCCCUCUCUGGCUCCCCAGCUCUUCCUCCACACACAACCUUACUGUAAAUACCGUAAAUGAAGCUCUGUUUCGGUCAAGCUUCCCUCUGUCCAUCCCCCAGACCUUGGCUUCUAAAAUGUCUCCCUACUAUGUUGGGCUUUUCUCCUUGAUUUUUUUUUUUUAAAAGACAACCCAUCAUUACCAUAUGACUCAAUAAACCAUUACUCUUGGUCUCAG
This is a messenger RNA of Rattus rattus (black rat), 2484 nucleotides long. It is a transcript of the gene Pax8, whose product is annotated as paired box 8. The transcript has 12 exons. The record is from RefSeq and is a predicted model, not a curated record. Bases 166 to 1539 code for a protein of 457 amino acids. Gene Ontology annotation, biological process: anatomical structure development; regulation of transcription by RNA polymerase II. NCBI's taxonomy places the organism in Eukaryota, Metazoa, Chordata, Mammalia, Rodentia, Muridae. Gene Ontology annotation, molecular function: DNA-binding transcription factor activity, RNA polymerase II-specific; RNA polymerase II cis-regulatory region sequence-specific DNA binding.